GUCAAACGGAGCCAUAUGAGGUGAACCUGCUUUGACUCGCGGUCACAUUAGAGACACUGUGGUGGUCAAGCUAACGGGACCGUGUUACUUUAUCAUGAUAGCGUCCGGCUUUUUAGUUAGUCUGCUAACUUAGUUCAUAUCAUUUAAUCGGCUAGCCGUCUGUCUAGCUUGACUGAUGCUGCUGCUGGUGGAAGAAUUCAUUCUGAUCCAUCAUGUCGAAGUCGCUCCGUUAUUUUUAGCUAGCACUGCAUGCUAGCGCGGUUAGCGGCAGGCAAAGCGUGACUAAUCGGUCUGUUGUUUGAGAAACAAUACCAAUGGAGCAGUGGCAGGACGCGGUCACUCAGCAGGUCGAGCUGCUCACGAACCGUCUCAAUGGACUACUGUCCAAGGGCCUGGAGUUCCUGCGCACCGAGCUCGGCGUGGAUUUGGGACUGAAGCCUGAACUGAUUCCGCCAUGGAUGAUCCUCUUAGCGGCGUGCAGCGGGCUGCUGCUGAUGGUCGCUCUGUGGGCCUCCGUCUGCCGGCCUCUCUUCAAGAAGCGUCCCGCUAUAAGCCCGGCGGAUGAGGGGGUCGAAAUCAAGAAGGGCGUCAGUAAACCGGUGAAAGCCGAGGAACCCAAGAAAAAGAAGAAGAAAGCGGAGAAGAAAGCCCAACCAAAUGGCAGAGCUGUUUCCGAGCCACAGGAAGAAGCCAUAGUGCCGGAGGAGGCUGUGCCACAUCACCAGGCGCCUCCACCAGAAGCCAAGGUGGAGAAGGUUGCAGAGGUAAAGAAGUCCAAGAAGAAAGCCAAACAGACUGUAAAGGAGACAAAGACUGUGACUGCUGAUGGAAAAGAACCAGAAGAAGGCACGUGGGAAACCAAGGUCAGCAACAAGGAGAAACGCGAGCAGCGCAAGAAAGACAAGAGUUCCAGCGACGGUUCAGCCAGUCCCGGGGGAGGAGACACACCUGUGAGCACCCCCCCAGAGCAGCCCAAGGCCGCUGCAGCUCCUGCCCCUGCACCUGCAGGCCAGAAGAAGAAAAAAGGAGAGUCUGCUAAAGUCAAGGCCGAGAAAGUGGAAGCUGCCGUUUCUCGAGUUAACAGCAGCAAGGUGACGGAGGUGGCAGCGCCAGCGACUGACGUGGCAGUGAAGGCCCCCGCCCACAAUGUCGCCCCAAAGACAGGCCCCUGGACAGCCUCGAUGUGGGAGUCAGGGAUCGAUGAGUCGUGGACUGUGAUUGGCAGCCAACCGAUGGAGAUCCCCGGUGCAAAGCUGAAUCUGGUGUCUUUAAGUGGACUGGGACUUGGAGGUGAGUCUCAACCUGUGGGUGAUCUGCCCUGGCUCAGUCAGGCCAGAGUGGACGAUGAGUGGUCUGGACUCAACGGCGGCUCAGUUGACCCCAGCUCUGACUGGAACGCCCCCUCUGAAGCCUGGGGCAACUACGAAGAGCCCACCCCCGAGCCCCCUCCAGCCCCGGAGAAGCCCGUCCCAGAGCCCACCAAGGUUGAGCUGCUGAUCAGAGCUGCUGAAGACGAUGAAGACGAGAAGGACAAGGGAGAGACGGCUGCUGACGGAGCAGGGAAAACCAAGAAGAAGAAAAAGAAGAAGAAGAAGGCUGCCGAGGAGGGAGGAGCAGCUGGCCAGGUUGAGGAGCCGGAGCCGCAGACUGCACCCGCCGCCCCGGUGAAGAAGCAGCCGCCUGCUCAGGAGAGUCCCGCUGCCGUCCAGCCAGUCCAAGCAGCUGCUGUGGAGGCGAGAGUGGAGCGACCAGCGAAGGACAACAAAUCCCAGAAACCCCCCGUCACACAAGUGCCACAGAAGCCAACCGGAGAGUCCACUGCCAAGCAGAACAACGUCCCAGCUCCAGCACAACAAAAAAAACCUGAAGAGAACCAAGCGCCCAAACCAGCAAAGAAGAAGAAGGCCAGGAGGGAGACAUGAGGCCGAGUCCACUCCGCAGACCUCUGUAUGCAAAAGACUCCAUAUCUCGUUUAUGCAACACCCUUUGUGACUCUGAGCGAAGGUCUCCGUGACGGACUUAACCUUAAAACCUGUCUGGAAAAACAACGAAACAUCUUUUCUACAUUGUGCGUGUCAGUCGGUGGAUCAUUGAAAACUGAAACUAGAUGCAGUGCAAUCUAAUGUAAUGCGGUGUUAAUGAUUUUUAAGUAUGCAUUUGAUACUUUGAUUCUGUUUUCUAAUUCCACUGAAUCCAAUAACUGAUUGAAGGAGCUGUAUUGUAGUAACGUAGACUUGUAGAAAAAUGCCGAUCAUGUUUAGAAUAACGUGACUUUAUGGAGGCCGACGAAUGGAGGGCUUUUUUUUUGUGUGUAGAGUGGAAAAACGGUGAACGUGCAUCUGGCCAUCGAGGUGAACUGGCCUUUGCUUUGCAGCUUUUUUUUUUUUUUUUCUUUGUAAUUUUUUUAAAUUUGCUCUGACAUUUGUGCGCUGCAAUUGGUACAGUGUGUUCAAUUUGGUUGGAAAGAGCAGACAGAAGGAAUGUCAUCCGCCGGCCUCUGCAGGAUGGAAGUGUUUGCUGUGUACAUGAGACCCGAGCAAAUUUUAAGACUCAGCAAAGGGAAAAGUCUGCUCUUUAUUUUUUUAAUUCAUACGUUUGACUCUGAAAAUUGUCAACGACUGUCUGUUUGGUUUGCCUCUUACUGUCUGAUGUAUGCAUUGUGUCAACGCAAGAUUUUCCUCGCUUUCUUUUUUGGGUUUCUUGUUUUGUUUUUAAUUGAGCGCUUCACGGUUGCAGCUGUGUGGAAGCUUCUGAUCGUAGACGUACCGUCGCAGUGUCAUCACCCAUCUUCAUCUUUUUCUUUCUCUUCCAUAGGUGAUUCAGAAGUCUUCAGAACCUUUUGUAAAACCGGUUUGUAAUAAAAGAAAAGCUAAAGCCAUAUGUAAAAAGACUAAAUAAAGGCCAGUUUUUCUACA
Molecule: messenger RNA, 2915 nt
Organism: Salarias fasciatus (jewelled blenny)
Lineage: Eukaryota; Metazoa; Chordata; Actinopteri; Blenniiformes; Blenniidae
Product: protein LYRIC-like
Exons: 13
Coding region: 315-1922 (535 amino acids)
Biological process (GO): negative regulation of apoptotic process; positive regulation of canonical NF-kappaB signal transduction; regulation of transcription by RNA polymerase II
Cellular component (GO): nucleus
Molecular function (GO): transcription coregulator activity
Source: RefSeq, a predicted model, not a curated record